This is a messenger RNA of Frankliniella occidentalis (western flower thrips), 3630 nucleotides long. RefSeq lists its product as uncharacterized. The record is from RefSeq and is a predicted model, not a curated record. The transcript has a single exon. Bases 111 to 1826 code for a protein of 571 amino acids. Lineage: Eukaryota; Metazoa; Arthropoda; Insecta; Thysanoptera; Thripidae.
CCAGCCCCGCCAGCCAGGCCGGCCAUCCCCAGGCCAGGCCAUCCCUAGGCCACCCCAGGGCCGCAGGCACAGCCGCAGGCACUUCGCAUCCUCGCCCCACUCGCGUCGCCAUGCCCGCGUGCACCAACGAGAGCCUGUCCAAGCUAUGGCCCGGGUCACCCGGUUCCCCUGGGUCGCCCGGGUCCCCGGCCGGGUCGCCGCCAUCCGGGUCGUCGCCGUGCUCCCCCGCGUCGCGCUCGCCGCCGUCCACGUCGCCGCCGCCGCGCCUCCGCCGUUCGCUGUCCAGCUCGACGGCUCUGGCCUACCCUCGCGAGCAGGCCUCCCCGCCGCCGAUCCAGCACCAUCACCACCAUCACCACCACCACCACGAGGAGGUGUCGGGCGGCCUGCUCGCCCUGCUGAUCGGAUGGUACCCUGCCUUCCUGCUUCGCUUCGCCCGCAACCUGGUCGCCGCCCUGGUUUACCUGUCGUGGAGCCAGCUGCUGCUGGCCGGCCCCACCCUCUGGCUGUCGGCCUGGCUCUGGCUCUUCUGGAAGGCUGUGCAGCUGCCGCUGGCGCUCAUCAAGGGCGUGCUGCAGCGCCUCUACACGCCGGCCGCGGAGCGCGCGCGCCGCAAGCGCACCGUGCUCAUCUCGGGCGGCUCCUCGGUGCAGGCGCUGCACCUCGCGCGCAACUUCCACUCGGCCGGCACGCGCGUCGUGGUGUGCGAGGUCGAGGGGCUGUUCGGACUGGCGCGCUUCUCCACCGCUGUGCACCGCUUCUACACCGUGCCGGUGCCGUCGGCCGACAAGGACUCGGCGCUGAAGUACGUGCGCGCCCUCUGUGACAUCGCGAUGCGCGAGGAGGCCGAGUACUACCUGCCCGUGUGCUCCAGCACGCCCGCCUACUACGAUGCUCUGGCCAAGCCCGACCUGGAGCUGCUCGGCUGCAGCGUGUUCUGCCCCGGGCUGGAGCAGACCUCGGCCCUGGACGACACCUUGGAGGUGCUCCGCCGAUGCCGCGCGCGCGGCCUGGCCACGCCGCUCUUCUACCCGGUGCACUCGCGCGACGAGGUGCUGCGCCUGUACGAGGCAGGCGUGCUGCGCCAGUCGCGCUUCUUCCUGCAGCUCGCCGGCCUGGACGGCUGCCGCGAGCGCAUCAAGCUCGCGCUGCCCACCAGCCGCCACGAGUUCCGCGCCAUGGCGCCCGCCGUGUCCCCGUCCCUGAUCGCGUCCCCUGACUACCGGACCUGGGUCGUGGUCCAGGACGUGGUCGGCGAGCACUUCCUCACCUGCACGACCGUCAAGAGCGGCCAGGUGGUGGCCAACGUCACGUGCCGCUUGGAGCAGGGCCUGGUGCACGUCGAGAGCGAGGAAGUGACGCGCUGGCUGGAGGCCUUCUUCGCGCGCAUGCCCGUCACCGGCCACUUUCGGUUCCGGCUGGUGCGGCCCGCCUCGGCCUCGGCCUCCACGGGGCUGCUGCCGCUGGGCUGCCGGGUGGGCGUGUCUCUGCCCUACCUGUGCCACACCUCCGUGCACCCGCGCAUCGUCAUCAAGCCGUGCCGCCACUUCAGCCGGCAGGCCUCGGGCCCGCUCGUGUCGGGCUCGGGCCGCUACUGGAUGCACGAGGCCGUGCUGGACACGCUCAAGCGGCCCAGCGUGGAGGCCGUGAGCAAGUUGAUCGGGACGGUGCUGGACAAGCGAGAGGCCCUCUUCGUGUUCUGGGACCCGCUGCCCUACUGCGCGUACUACCACCUGCAACUGCCCGCCCGACAUCUGCUGGGCUUUCUGCAGGGUCGCAGCAGCACCUGUCAGCGCACCGCCACAGCCCCCGUCGCCGUGAAGUGAGCAUCUGCAGCUGGCACCAAACGGCCGGAGCCCUGUAUGCUACUGCAGCUGGCCCGCGUCUGGACGCACCUGCAGCAGCCUCCUCUGGAUGAACCUGCAGCGAGCUGUUGCGCCUCCAGCUGGCCUGCAGCUGGCUCGCGCUCUGCCUCUAGAGACACCUGCAGCAGCUGGCACUCACUCUGCCUCUAGAGGCACCUGCAGCUGGCACAGUUUUCGCGUCCAGGAAAUUGUCAUGUCCUGUGUGUUUGACCUCUGUGACACUCGGCACCCAUCAGUGACAUGUGAACAGCCCUCGACCGCGAAUCACUUUGGCCAGUAUUAAGAGUGCCAUCUAGUCACCCGUCCACCUCAAAUCGUAUUGACAGUCGCCACGCUCGACCUCUUAGGCUGCCCUGGAAGUUGGCGUUGACUUUUGAACCGUAGCAAUCGCCGAGUCCACUCGUUUGUUUGCGCUGCCACAAGUGGAUAUUACGUCAAUAUGAAAACAGAAUAAUUGUGAUAGGAGGAGACACGCUGGUUUUAUUUUACCGUACUUUCUUUUUAAAAAAAGCCUUUUUAAUAUUUUUCCGGUUUAGAGAAUAGUUCGUACCCUUAGUUUCAUAUCCCGUUUGUGACGCAGUGGAUCCUGUACGCGUUGUCUUUUAUUGUUAUAUCCGAGUGACAUCGAUGUGAAUCUUAUUGCGAUCGGAGGAAGGUGCCUGGGCUGGGCAAGGGUAGCUCGAGGGGUAGCCCGGUUGUAACGUAACGUCCCCCUCCUCCUCGGCCGCUUGGCUGUUCGCACUGCGCCACACUUACUGCGCCCGCCCUGGCCCCGGCCCCCUCCCGGUCAGCUGACCCGUGCGCUCUGCACAGUCAGUCUGCGCGCUUGUCAGCUGCACCUCCAGCCCAGCCUCUCGCCGCGUGACCAGACUCACCCUCUCACCUCCCAGCCUCUCCGGCCAACUGACCAAUUACCGGCUGAUAGGGACAGAAUCAUGUUGCUGAUGUAAGACUCCGUAAUGAGUAAUGAUGCUGAAAUGAGAGAAAGAGGUGGGGAAGGGGUAGGGAGAUAUAACGGUGGGUGGAGGGGGUAUGGUCCGGACGAAAAAGAAAGACAGGACCGCAGGGGUCAAAUGUGCCUUGGUAAAGAUGAGUCGCUUUUGUCGCUCGCUCGCCACGUGAUGUCCUCUUAUCACUUUUUGCAUUCACAAAGACAUUCCAAAGUCGAAAAAUAAAAUGGUGCCUCGGUACAGUCUGUCUGGCGACGGUUACUAACGGCGAAAGAUGUCAAAAGUUUCGUAGCUGACAAAUCCUUGUGUGUAGAUGUCGUAAAUGAAAGCUGGCUUGGCAGCGGCCAAGUUUUGAGAGUAGAUUUUGGACGGUUGAGCGUUGCCGUACGUAGAUAAAAUAAGUUUUUGCAUGUCAAACGUUUUACAUAAGUUGACGCUCAUAGACCAUAAGUUGUUUUUUUCCUUCUGAUUUUACGUUAAUUUUUAUCGUGCUGUAAUAAUUGUGACUUUAUCGUGCUUAUUUAUUUAUUUUUAAUUCUUCACAUCGCCCCUUUUAGGAUUGUUUCACCUUGAAACACGCUCAUUCGAUGUUGUCUUCUUUCGAGAGAAGUCUUGAAAUUUAGGGGAAACGAGAAUGAUCUACUCAGAUACUGAAAUACUCAUUUUAUGUCGUUUGUUUGUGUACGUAAACUUUGUGAAAAGACUGAAUCCUUUUACUGUUGAUAUUGUUGUUAGUUUUUGUAUUAUAUGUGGGAAUGUAUAUUUUUUCACCCUUUUACUUUUUUUUCACAUUAAAAUGUACACAAUAAUCUGGG